This is a messenger RNA of Ornithodoros turicata, 836 nucleotides long. RefSeq names its product lysosomal alpha-mannosidase-like. Lineage: Eukaryota; Metazoa; Arthropoda; Arachnida; Ixodida; Argasidae. The record is from RefSeq and is a predicted model, not a curated record. Gene Ontology annotation, cellular component: lysosome. Bases 140 to 805 code for a protein of 221 amino acids. Gene Ontology annotation, molecular function: alpha-mannosidase activity. The transcript has 5 exons. Gene Ontology annotation, biological process: mannose metabolic process.
CAUCUUACACAGAUCCUCAUAUGGCUACCUGUCGACCGCCUUUGGGGAGCAACGCUGUUGUCAACGUCGCUCUUCAAGCUGGAAUGUACCGCGACAGUGCACUGCUGUGUGUCGACGGGAAAUUGCUGACUUCUGAAGAAUGAUUGUACGGCUCCUGUUAUCAGCCUGUGCUGCUUUGUCCAUUGUUGCCUCUGGGUCUGCUAAUCAAUGCGAGGAAAAAGGUUGUCCCGACACCAAGCAAAGGAACGUUAACGUUCACGUGAUCCCUCACAGUCACAAUGAUGCCGGAUGGUUGGAAUCAGUUGAUGAAGUGUACGCAAAACACGUCAAAGACAUCUACGGUUCGUCCAUUGACUCACUCGUGACCAACAACAAGCGGCGGUAUGUUUCCUGUGAAAAUGUGUUCUUCUCUCGUUGGUGGAAAGAAAGGUCCCAAAAGGAGCAAGACGACCUGCGGGCGCUUCUAAGCUCAGGCCGUUUGCAGUUCGUCGGCGGCGGCUGGGUCCAGAACGACGAAGCCGUCACGCAUUACACGGCAAUCAUCGAUCAGAUGACGCUAGGCCUAAGGUUCCUAAAUGACACGUUCGGGGACUGUGGUCGGCCAACCGUAGCCUGGCAAGCGGAUCCUUUUGGACAUUCGAGAUGUCAAGCCAACCUUUUCGCACAGAUGGGAUUUGAUGGCCUGAUGAUUGGAAGAGUCUCCAACGACGAUGUAGCGAGACGUCAGGCGGAGAAGGAGAUGCUUUUCGUCUGGAAAACUGAACCAGGAAACAGCAAGUAUCCCAUCGAUGAGUAUUAUGUUUAGAGAUGGGACGAAUCCGGAUCCGAAUCCAGAU